CUUUGUAAUUGUUGUUGACAUAUCAUUGCGCUAUCUAGUAUUGCGUUGUGCAUCUGAACGCGGAGGAGAGAAAAUGUCCUACAAGGUGCACUACUUUGAUUUCCCCGGGCGCGCUGAGGUAGCACGCCUUUGUUUGUCGAUUGGGGGCAUUCCAUACGAUGAUGUUUUCUACACGCAAGCGACAUUCCCGGAAGCGAAACCGAAAAUGCCUUUCGGGCAAGUUCCCGUCCUGGAGCUUCCUGACGGAAAGAUGCUUGCCCAAAGUGGUGCAAUUGAACGGUACACGGCCAAGCUGGCAGGCCUCUACCCUGAAGACCCGCUGAAGGCCGCUCGUGCCGACGAAGCCGUCUUCUUGAUGGCCGACUUCAUGGACCUGUUCAACCCCGCCUUCUACCUGCCCGCCGAGGAGAGAGCCAAGGCCCGCCAGGAAAUCCUGGCGGGCAAGGGCAAGGAUAAGCUCCAGCUCCUGAACAAGCACGUGAGCAACCUGGGUGAGGAUGGCUACGUCGCGGGUGACAAGCUUAGCUUCGCGGAUUUGGGCAUUUUCACCUCCUUGAGCGCGAUUAUCAGCGGCGUCUAUGAUGGUAUUCCACCCACGCUGCUGGAUGACUACCCCGCCCUGAAGGCCUUCCGCAAUAAGAUCGCCAACGAGCCGGGCGUCAAGGCCUACUACGAAAAGCACGGCGAGGGUAUUCGUGCCGCCUUCAAGCCCGACUCGGCCUAAGACCGAAGUCCCCCACCGCCGGAAAGGCGACCAGCAUGUGGGGAGGUUGAACUAUGCAUGGAAUGUAUCGGGGCGUGCUUCAGCGCGUUUCUGUGGUGUGCGUUUGGGGGUUAUGCUUUGCAGUCGCCGCUUGCGCAUGUUGCGCAUCGCCCCAGCGCGGCGACGCGGACGAAGGCUGGGACAGGUACCGGUGCUUUGCAUAGUCCGUACAUGUCUAUGUUGUGUUCAAUACGUGUCUAUGUUGUGUUUAGAGGGUUGGAUUUUGGUUAAGACUAGUUGUCUGUCACAUUGCGGUUGUGUUGAGUUUUGAGGUGUUUCGGACGACGAACGAGGCUGAAAGCUGUCCAUCCCUAGGUGCAACUGCUGACUGAUGAGGCAUUCAUCGGGUUCAUGUGCAUCCUGCAUCUUAGCCACGCUAGGUUGUCCUUAUCCGUACGGCAUAUACACAUAUACGGAUGUACUGCAUGUGCGUAUGGGUACAACGGACAUACAGGCAACUGUGCAGGAUGCAUCUUACUGAGAGAGGACGGAUCUAUAAUCCAUGGGCAUAGGUGAUUUAGUACGGCAAACGUAGGCAUCAUCGACGCUGUGCCGCCAUGUUGAAAAGCCCUGUCGGUCCUUUGAGUUAGUCCUCCAUGUUCUGUCGUCGUCGAAGAGAAAACUUCG
Messenger RNA from Volvox carteri f. nagariensis, 1390 nucleotides. RefSeq lists its product as uncharacterized. Gene Ontology annotation, molecular function: glutathione transferase activity. NCBI's taxonomy places the organism in Eukaryota, Viridiplantae, Chlorophyta, Chlorophyceae, Chlamydomonadales, Volvocaceae. The record is from RefSeq and is a predicted model, not a curated record. The coding region runs from base 74 to 724 and encodes 216 amino acids. The transcript is spliced from 6 exons. Gene Ontology annotation, biological process: glutathione metabolic process.